Lobosporangium transversale is the source of this 2617-nucleotide messenger RNA. Its product is annotated as membrane transport protein-domain-containing protein. The record is from RefSeq and is a predicted model, not a curated record. The transcript is spliced from 4 exons. Gene Ontology annotation, biological process: transmembrane transport. Lineage: Eukaryota; Fungi; Mortierellomycota; Mortierellomycetes; Mortierellales; Mortierellaceae. Bases 367 to 2229 code for a protein of 620 amino acids. Gene Ontology annotation, cellular component: endoplasmic reticulum; membrane.
AUUCAUUUCUUCAUUCAUUUCUUCAUUCUCCAUUCUCUUUUCUUUUUCUUCUCUGUAAUUGUUUCUUUCUUUUUUUUCUUUUUUCUACAUAAGCAAGAAUACUAUCGCCUCUAUCGUAUUCAUCAUCCAUACUGGACUGGACUGAAUUGAAUCUGAUUUUUUGUCUUUACUUUUUUUAUUCGACAGUAACCAGUUGAAAUAAGAAAAAACUUAAAUUCCUUUUCCUCCCCUUCAGUUCCAUUUCUCUCUCUCUCUCUCUCUCUCUCUCUUACUCUUGUGCUGGGUUGGUUAUUAUCUCCUCUUUUUCUCUCCCCCUCCUUUUUCAGUUCACUUCACAUUACCUGCUUAUAAAUAUAUUAAAAUAACAUGGAUUGGAUUGUACUCACCACAGCUGCGGGUGAGGCUGUCAGUCAAGUCCUCAUCGUAGUGGCGUGUGGUGUGAUCCUUUCGCGGAAUGGUUAUCUUUCACAGCCAGCUCAAAAGGCAAUAUCAAAAGUGAACUUGUAUUUCAUGACUCCUUGUCUAAUGUUCACAAAAAUAGCGUCUACUAUCAGUUGGACGCAAUUUAAAGCAUAUUGGCCCAUUCCUGUUUUCUAUUGCCUCUUCUCUUCUAUCUCAUGGCUCGUCGCUAAAAUUGGAUCGCGCCUUCUGGGUUUCUCAAAAGAUGAGGAGAAAUUUGUAAUUGCCUCCGUGCUAUUCUCUAAUACAAAUUCACUACCCAUGGCCUUGAUGCAGUCCUUGGCUUUUAGUGCUGCAGGAGAGCACCUGCUCAGAGAUGAGAACGAUACCAAAGCAGAUGUCGCUGCAAGGGGAAUUUCAUACAUUCUUUUCUAUGCCAUCUUUGGAAAUUUAGUGCGAUGGUCCUAUGGUUUCUCCUUGUUAGUGCCCAGGGACAAGACAAAGGAAGAAGAAACAGACUAUAAUGAGCAGUUACCGCCAUCUGUUGUAAUCAAUGUCGAUCCGUCGACAUCUAGACGCACUGAUGCCACAGCCUCAACAUUACAUCCAUCCUAUAAUGGUGCUGGGCCAGACGAUCCUGCAGCCACACCUACACUCCAAACUUUUAAACCUGCUCCCAUCAAUACAUCUUAUCUGCAUCCCACGUACGCGAACUCGUCUGCGCCUUCGCCUGCUCUCUCGGUCAAAAGCGCUACUAAAUCUGUUCUCAUGCGUGCAACCUCAACAGUAAAUGAAAGGCUUCGCCAGGUCCUUACACCACCAUUGACGACUGCUCUGAUAGCUCUUUUCAUUGGCCUCGUUCCGGCACUUCAUCACCUGUUCAUGAGUCCACAGUCGGUUGUCUACAGAUUUCUGAUUCGUCCAAUUGAAAGCUGUGGUGACGCGGCUAUCCCAAUGAUCCUGUUAUGUCUCGGCGCACAGGUCGUUCACUUUGCAUCCUCUUCUUCCUCCCCUUCCCCCUCCCCAUCCUCUUCCUCAUCCUCAUCCAACGACAAUAUCACCACCAACAUCCUCUCUUCUUCUGAAGCUGUUGCUCCCAAACAGUCAAAGUCUCGAGGUAAAGCACCUCAAGGAUCUUCCCCACCCCCACAGACUGGUUUAGGUAUUUACGCCUCGACCAGCCAGGACGACUCGUCCAGCGACGAAGAGCGCAAUCCUGCAUUGCUCUCUGUUCAUAAAACCUACAACACCACUCCUACUUCCAAGCAAGCCCCUUAUGGCAAUGGUAUUGCCACUGCACAGUCCAACGCCUCUUCUUCAGCCACCCUCCUUCAUUUUCAUCAGCCCUCUGACCAAGGUCGUCCGAGCUUCCGCUCUACAGCUAUUUCAGAUGACUCGGAUAAUGAAGAUGCAGAUGAAGCAUUGCCUCUUCUCAAGUCCUCUCCAACCCAGUCUUCUCCCUCACCUCGUUUUCAAGAUACCGUUGCCAUCAAGGCAUCCGGCGCCUCUAACUACCGCAUUCCAUGGAUCAAGCCCAUCCCGUUUGUCCUGUUUGCAAGGAUGAUAGUGGUCCCAGUACUAUGCUUACCGGCCGUAAUCUUUCAUCCUGACCAUCUGUCUCCUAUAUUAACAAUGGACCCAACGUUCUCCUUGGCCUUGGUCUUGUUGGUGGCAGCACCAACAGCGAUCAAUACCAUUCAAAUGUGUCAGAUCAAGGGCUUUUUUGAGAUGGAGAUGGCUUCAGUCCUCUUCUGGAGCUACUGCAUUUUCGGCAUUCCUUGCAUCCUUGGUUGGUCACUUGUCGGACUCUGGGUAGCAGAGCGCGAAUGAAAAAUGUAUAUAGCAAAUAAGCAAACGAUAACAAAAAAAAAAAAAAUAGUAGUCAUUGAUAGCGUACAACAUCCAAUCCUUUUCUGGCCAUGUAUCCGAAACAAUGGCCGAGUGUUUCGAGGGCGAAUAAAAAAAAGGAGGCAUGGGCACAGACCCCGAAGCACAGCCUCUUACCCUCUUUUUCUCUAUUUCUAUUUCUUGAAGAGUAAACAGUGUAGACAGGACAGUGUUUGAGAGCGUCUAAUAGUAAGUCAAGCUUUGCGGUUUAUUGUGGUGUCUCAAAAUAUAUUAAGCUGGAGACUUCCUGUACCAGCCAUUCAAGGGAAGGAAUCAUAAUGUGUAUCGAAAAUAAUAACAGUAAAAUGAUAUAAUAAUAAUAGUCGUAAUA